AUGCCGCUGCCGCUGCUCACUUAUCGACGCACGCUAGGCCGAGACAAACUCCAAGUUCAAUCGUCGCUGCUGCCACCACGCGAGGGCCGUGGCCGGCCGCCGCCGCGACUGCGGUCGCUACUGCGGAUCGCCUCCGUCGGCGUCGCUGCCGCUGGGAGGUGCCACUCACCAGCGACGAGCUUGCCGACCAGCUUUGGGCCGUCCGGCAAGCUGAAGAGGGCGUCCGGGUCUAAGCACUUCGAGCCGUCACCUGACGCACCACCAUCAUCAUCGACGAAGGAGGCGUCAUUGCACGUUCCCAGUGACGAGAAGUUCCUGUUGAUGUUUCUUCGAGCCAAAAAGUACAAUGUUGAAGAGGCUUUCAGAGUGUUUCAGAACUACAUUCGUGCUCGUCGCGAUGUACCGGAAUUUUUCAGAGAUGUUACGCCAGCAAGCGUUAGGCUCAGAGAAAUUUGCCACGAAAACCAUUUGGUGAUGACUUCGAUGGAGGCCGACGCGCUUGGACGCAGUAUUGCACUCAUGAGAUUGGGUGCGUGGGACCCUACCAUGUGCUCGUUUAUCGAUUUCAUUAGAGGUACAAUGGCUUUGACGAGCAGCAAUUUCUAUGAAGACGCCGCACAAAUCCGCGGAGUGGCGGCUAUCGUGGACUUAGAGGGACUUGGUUUUCAUCAUUUCAGGCAGCUCACUCCAGCGUUGCUCAUUAAGAUUGCCCACAUCACGCAGGACUGUUCGCCAAUGCGAGUCAAGGCUGUGUACGUAAUUAACUACCCAUCUGCUUUCAAGGCCCUGUUUGAAGUCGUGAAACCUUUUUUGAAGCACAAGCUCUUAACGAGGAUUCACUUCGUCGGAGAGGACGCCUCGGAGCUCUGGAAAAUUUGUCCCCGAGGCCUUGUACCAGCCGAAUUCGGUGGCACGCGAAAUGAGUUCGAUUUUGACCGUCAGGAGGAGUCCGUACUUCGGAAGACACGCCUGUUCGAAGAGUUGUGCGUGUAUGACCGUCCACCUCCCUGAGAAACUAUGUCGAGACUUGAAGUUCCUAUUAUUUCUUGUGGCGUGUACCAAUCUGUUGCUCUGUCGCAGUCUCAAUGACGUGACGUUGUAGGCUAGUCAAAAUAUAGCAAACAUGGCCUUUUCUUAAUGUGCAGACUGUGAAAACUCUCGGAACAAUGCAUUACACGCCAACACUCGCGUCUCGUCUCGUCUCCAUGACAACUCGUUUCUAUUUUCCAAU
This is a messenger RNA of Rhipicephalus sanguineus (brown dog tick), 1231 nucleotides long. Its product is annotated as alpha-tocopherol transfer protein-like. The transcript is spliced from 5 exons. The coding region runs from base 1 to 1011 and encodes 336 amino acids. NCBI's taxonomy places the organism in Eukaryota, Metazoa, Arthropoda, Arachnida, Ixodida, Ixodidae. Gene Ontology annotation, molecular function: phosphatidylinositol bisphosphate binding. The record is from RefSeq and is a predicted model, not a curated record. Gene Ontology annotation, cellular component: membrane.